Meloidogyne enterolobii is the source of this 624-nucleotide messenger RNA. NCBI's taxonomy places the organism in Eukaryota, Metazoa, Nematoda, Chromadorea, Rhabditida, Meloidogynidae. The record is from the annotation of a GenBank genome assembly.
AUGGUUUCAUCGUCUACUGCUUCAACACCCCAUAAACGGCUAAUUUCAAAUAUUUCUUCUUGGAAGGAAUCACAAAAACAAGAACAAAUGGGGGUUUUACAGACGCCAAAUACAGAAAAGGUUGUAGCAGAAUUGUUGGCUCGAGCAGCAGAAACUCAAUUUCAAGCUGCUGGAGUUCAACCUGUCGAUUUGGAUCGUUAUAAAGAACAACAAGAAGAACAAAGACAAAAACGGCAUUUUCUUUUGUGGUUAAAUCAAAAUGGAAAUUUGUAUCCAAGUAGGGAACAGAAGGAACGUUUAGCAGAAGAAAUGGGAACAAAUUAUGGAAAGGUGAACAAACUAUUCGCCAAUCAACGACGUCGUCAACAUAAACAAAAAUCUAUUGCUAAAAAAGAGGAAAAAAAUAAUCAUCGACUGAUUUUUGACAAAAAAGAGGAGAAAGAAGGAGAAGAAGAAGGACAACACAUUGAUCAAACUAUUGAAAGUGUUUGGAAUAAAGUAAUGGAAGAAGGGAGGAGGAGGGGGAAUAGCAGUAGCACUAACAGUAACGACGAGGGAUAUAAUAAUGAUGAACAAAAAAUUGUUGUUGACAAUGAUGACGUUAAUAGAGGUGGGGGAAAUUAA